Messenger RNA from Mercenaria mercenaria, 12438 nucleotides. RefSeq names its product trinucleotide repeat-containing gene 6C protein-like. Gene Ontology annotation, molecular function: protein binding; RNA binding. Lineage: Eukaryota; Metazoa; Mollusca; Bivalvia; Venerida; Veneridae. The record is from RefSeq and is a predicted model, not a curated record. The transcript has 15 exons. The coding region runs from base 897 to 5060 and encodes 1387 amino acids. Gene Ontology annotation, biological process: miRNA-mediated gene silencing by inhibition of translation; positive regulation of nuclear-transcribed mRNA poly(A) tail shortening. Gene Ontology annotation, cellular component: P-body; nucleoplasm.
UGCGUGACGCGUCCAGGCAUUUAAUCUGACAGAUUUUGCUCCGAGAUGAGCGCUGCCUAACUUGGCUCUUUUCGGGCCUGUUAGCCUAGCUGAACUAAAUUAAAAUUGUGAAUAUUUCGGCAAUAAAGAAUGUCUCUCAACCGGUGCUUUCUUAAGAUUGUAUUAUUAGUUGUUUGUAUGCCGUAAGCAAUCUGUGAUAAAGGUGCAAUCUUUCCAGGGUAGCAACUUCGUUGAAUUCCUUUCCGAGCUGAUAUCCAAAGAUCGUGUAUGACAUUAUCUUGCCUUCAAUGAAGCUAAUGCUCAUCAACUCAUUUGAAAGAAUCGUUUCAUGGAAUUCACUGCCUUUCAUGUGAGCGCAAUCUCCUUAUCUCACUAUUUAUGAUCUACAUACCAGUAUAACCUUACAACCUGACAAGAUCUCAUACCAUUCAUUGUUGUCUGAUAUGUACUCAACCAUUUGUUAUCUUCAAACUUUGUGUGCCACUUAGUCAUUUUGUUGCCAGUUGUUAUAAAUGUGCUAUUAUUGUCAUUGUUAAAGGUUGUUUCCUGUAAGCCAAUGAGAACAAUAUCAAACUUGAAGCCAAAUCAAACAGAACAAGAAACAACAAUCCACCAGAAAGCCAGUAACCACACUAGCUACUGCUUCUGCUGCCAAAGCCAAAGUUCAAAUAAUCCAAAAUUAGAGAAUGUCAAAAAGUUGGAGCCAGUGUUAGUUCAGGAAUUUAGGAGAGAAAUAGGGUUGUGAUUUAAACGUUCCAAAGUUCUUUAAACCACUACAGUGUUCAUCUGUUGGUGUUUAUGCUCUUCACUAGGGAAUGACAGUGACAUUCUAGUGUGGAAAACUUAGUCUGUGAUAUUUUUUGACGCUCAAACUUGAGUCCAACAAAGCAAGUGCCAUGUCGACUCAAGGUGCUUCCAGUCUUUGGGGUGGUUCAUCCUCCCUUAGUGGACUAGACUCAAACUGGGGUAUAGGGACCCCAUUUUCCUCAGGUGCCAAUAAUAUGAAUCUUUUAGGAUAUGGAGGCAAUAGUAGUCUUUCGAAUAAUCAAGGACAUAUGCAAUCUGGUGCAGGUACUCUCGGUGAUUCCAGUCAAGGAAUUGGAAGUUACAAAGGAGGUUGGGGUGCACCAGGGACUUUACCCCCCUCUCAGUCUACAAAUAAACCUGCAAGUUCAAGCGGGAAUAUGCAAGGAUCAUUGCCAGUAAGUGGUGCUCAACCUAAUGGACCUCAGUCAAGUCAGCCGAGCGGUUCGUUCACCACAUCGUCACCGGGGCCUAAUACACCAUCCUCACAGGGUAACAGUGCAUUUGGAAAUGUGGGCUUUCAGAAAAUCUCCACCGGAAAUGCUUCAUCUGGUCUCGCUAUCAAUCCAGCCACAAGUAUUAUGAACAGUGCUAAUAAUGGAAGCAGUGCUCAAAGUUCUGACAAUCUUGGAUCCAGUGGGUGGGGUGUACCAAGUACAACACAAGAUUCCAGGUUAUCGGGAACAAGUAGUUGGGGAAAUUCAAGUGGUGCUGAUUGGGAUCAAUCAUCCAAUAGUUCUGUGUCUCAGAGUCAGUCUCAACUCCCUGCGUCUUCUGGCUCACAGUUCCAGAGCUCGGCUCCCGGUGCACCAGCUGGGCAGGACCCACAACGUCCAAGUUCUUGGGCUCAGGCAGCUGGUAAGGGUUUAAAUCUGCAGGCAAGUAACACAAACCAGCAGAACAGCAUGUCUCAAGAAGAAGCACAACGACAGGCUAUGAUUAGAUCAGCUAUCGAGAGUCACGAAGGUUGGGGUAAAAAACCAAUACGACAGGAUACUCAGUGGAGCAUUGAAACCUCACCAAAGGUUCAACGCAAAAUAUCCACCGCUUCAGUGGUGCCUGAUCAACAAAAGGGAACAAACAAUAUGUGGAAUAACAAUAAUGGUACAGCAAUAUGGGAGGCAAAUAAGGACAACAUGUCAGCUUGGGGAGGCAACCAAGCAGUACAAGCACGGGCUCCAGGUCAGCCACCAAGCAAUUGGCCUGGCGCUCAGCAUAAACCACCCGAUCCUGCUGGAGGAGCACAGUGGGGUGUUAGCGGACAGGGUCAAGCCCCAGGACCAGAUAAGGGCAUGGGUCCUUGGGGAGCCCCUGGAAACCAAUCAAAUAAUAACACUAAUUGGGGUGGUAGUACAGAAACCGGCUCCUGGGUUGGAAAUUUCGGCAGUUCAACUCCAGGAGCUAGUGGAGGAAUAUCAACCUGGGGUGAUGCUGAUGGAACCUCAAGUUGGGGUGAAGGAAGAAACUCCAGUAGCAAUGAUGGCACCUCAUACUGGGGUGAUCCAUCUGUGAAACCACCUGUUCAGCAACCAAACUGGAAUGCCCCAGGCAGCGGGCAACAGGCAAUAGGGCAAAGUAGAAAGGUAGGAUCUGGUUGGGGAGAUCCAAUGGGACCACCUGAUCCAAAAAUAGAUGAUGGCACUGGUUUGUGGUCCAGUAAUCCACCACAGAUGCCAGGCAGGCCAGCAGGAUGGGGUGGAGAUGCUGGAAAUCCACAAUGGAACCCAGGGGCCAUUGGAAAACCAAAUCCAAAACUUGUGAACCAGAACCCAGCUCAAUACGGAGGAGUGGAUGAACUCAACUGGAAUCUACCAAAGGAAGAUGUUUGGAGUGAGGAAAGCAUGGGUGGCUGGGAUGAUGCUGAUAUGGGCACUUGGAACGAUACUGCCCAACAAACCAAUUCCUCCUGGAACAGUGCAACUGGGUGGAAUAGAGAAAAAAGAAAUAGUAUUAAGGAUGGUGCCAUAAAGUUCCCAGGCACCACUGGUGGUAACCACCAUCCACAGAUGAGGAGCAGAUGUCUUCAGCAGCUCAUGGAUAUGGGCUUCAAGAAAGACGAAGCUCAGCAUGCCCUCAUAAACAACAACAUGAAUAUACAGAAUGCCAUAUCCGAUUUGUACAAUCGUCGUGGUGCUAUAACCAGUAAGAAGGAUGAGUUGGAGAUGGCACGAAUGUCCGGGUUUCCAGACGGCAGUGUCACGGACGACAUAUCAGAUACUCAAUCAGACAGCAAUUCAUUUGUGCCUAAUAUGAAUCCCAUGCAAAAUACUCCAUAUACGAAUGCUCAAACGAAGAUGCGGAGUCAGUUUCCUUUUAACAACGGACCUAGUCUCACCCAGUCUAGUCUUGGUUCAAGUAACUCCAGUAUUAACAAUGCUUUACAGCAGAAGAUCAUAGAGAAGUUCCAAAGUCAGCAGCCGCCCCCACCAUCGAUGAAUUCCAUUAAUCAAGCUCAGGGUCCCAUGGGGCGCGGCCAGCUGCCUGCAGGACAACAGAAUCCCGCCGUCCACCAACAGAUGGCCCAGCAGCAGAUACUCCAGCAGUUGAGAAUGGCAGUUCAAGCCGGUCUCAUUAGUCCCCAGUUGUUGAAUCAGCAGUUACCGGCACCAGUCCUAGUCAUGUUACAGCAGUUACUGCAGCAGCAGCAGAAUCUUCAGCAACUUAUCACUACACAACAGAUGCUGCAACAACCAAAGGUGAACAUGAAUCCCCAUGUGCAGCGACAACAGCUGGAAUCCGUGGCCAGCAGAAUUAACCAGAUCAAACAGCAGAUAUUAAUGCUACAGAAGAACAUCUCACAAGCUCAAACCACGCUGCUGAACAAAACACAGUCCCAACAGCAACCGCAGCAACAACAACAGCAUCAGCAGACUCCCUCAGAUGGUUCCGAAUCUGCUCUCCAGAAUGAGUUGAACAAUUUAAGCAUAUCGUCAUCACAGCCACAGUCAAGGCUCAACCAGUGGAAACGUCCCACCCCGGACAAAGAAUCUCCCGAAACCACUCCAGCCACCAGCAACGAGACACCAACAACAAGUGCAACACCCACCACAAGCAGCAACUCUGAGAGUGGAGAACCACUCAAUAAAACCGUGGGAUCAAAAAAUAUCCAGCAGUCUAACUCUACACCAAACCUGAGGAGAUUUGAUGAACUUGGUCUUACACAACUCGGAGGUGAUACUACCUGGUCCACUAGUGCAAGUUCAGCCUCCCAGAACUGGCCAAACUCUAAUUCACCCAUUACAUCUGGCAGCUCUGGUGAGGGAGGACAGCCAGAUAAAGAAUCUCAGACUACAACAGUAUCGAGCUCAUCUGGGAACAGUUCAGUGCUUGAUUCCAUGACUUCCAUUCCAGAAUUUGUCCCCGGUAAACCAUGGCAAGGAAUUCCCAAGAAUGUUGAAGAUGACCCACACAUAACACCAGGAAGCUUUUCGCGCUCUCUGAGUGUUAAUACAAUUAAAGACGAUUACCUACUCACUCUCACCAAAUCAAGCCCUACAAACGACAGCAACUCUUCAUGGCCAUCGAAGCCACCAAGUGGUACAACUACCCAGAAUAUGAACAAACCAUGGAGUGCUGGAGAGAGUCUAACCCCAACCAGUUUUACAUCGGAUGUUUGGGGCAUACCAAAGGGCGCAAUGUCUCGACCACCACCUGGUCUCCCCCAGCAGAACAAAGGAGGAUGGACUGGUAUGAAUAGACAGCAGUCUUGGGCCGGCAGCACUGCCAGAUCAGAUGGAGGUAGUAACUGGGGCGGAUCAGCUAUAUCCACUGCACUGCUGCUGAAGAAUCUUACACCUCAGAUUGAUGGGUCUACUCUGCGAACACUGUGUAUGCAGCAUGGUCCCCUACAGUAUUUCUACUUGAACCUGGCUCAUGGUCAAGCUCUCGUCAAAUACAGGAGCACUGAGGAAGCUGUGAAAGCUCAGAAAUCUCUGAACACAUGUCUGCUGGGUAACACAACAAUUGUUGCUGAAUUUGUCUCCGAAGUCGAGGCUUUACGAUUUGUAGAGCAACAGAGUGCCAUGUCUGCCGGCCCUAGUCAGUGGUCCCAGAUGGGACAGCCACGUCAGUCCACUGCCAUUGGCAACCAGCGUCAAGAAAUGAGCAUGAGCUGGGGUGUAAACCCUCCCACAUCUAUGUCUGGUACAGGAAUGUGGGGAAACAGCAGCGGGGGAACCAGUGGAGGACUGUGGGAUAAUAUUGAGGAUAACUCAGCACACAACCUACUGGGCAAUAUGUUAGGUGAAAAUAUGUAACUUAUUGUUUGUUGUUUGUAUUAGAUGCUUGUUUUAUGUUAAUGACUAUUUAAAUAACUAUAUCAUAGUGUUGUAAUUUGUUUCCUUAAUGCAUAUUAUUGAUCUCUUGUAUGCGGGUUAGUUAUGUUUGACAGUUGUGGGAUCACUUGCUCUAAUUGUGUUCUCUUUACUGGUGGCCAUGGCAACAGACACAUAUCACAUGAUGCAAAUAUGUUGGUGCUCGUUGCUUCGAAGAAGUACAGCACAUAUUUUUAUUUUUAUACUUCGGAGGAAGUAUUGAUGUCUUUCAGAUUUUUUCCAUUCGUCUUGUCAGAUAUGAUGUCUGCUAAGCCACGCCGUAAACCAGUCCCCCCGACCUUAGAUGGUUUCAAGUCAUUAUUUGAAUUUCUGAGAUAUCAUUGUGCAACCUCAAUUGAAUUGACAAUAUAUCAUGAUAAAAUUAUGAUUGUUCUUUUAUGAAAUAUUUAUAUCAUGUUCAUGACGACAAAAAAAAUAUAUAUAAAAAAAAUACAAAAAAAAAAUCACAUCCCCCAAAAAAUCACAAAAAUUAUAAAGAGAUAUAUAUGUCAUUUUUAUUGCUAUAUUAUUUGUAUAUGUACAAGAAGAAGUGCAAAUUUUAUUAUCAACUUGUAUAAUUCCUAAUUGUUUGUAUUAUUUGUAAAAUAUUUGUUUAUUUUUCACUGUGUGGAAUUGUUGCUUGUUUGACGGACAAGCGAACUUCCUGUGAUAAUUUAAGGCCAUAUUGCUAUCUUAAACUGUAAGAUUUUACGUGCUACAUGUUGACACAUUCUUGUAUCUCGGUAUAAUUUUUAAGGAAAAGAGUAUAAAAGGAGGCUGCCUACCUGUAUGCAUUACUGGGUGUAGACAAUUUUUCCUUUUGUAUCUUACUGGAAUCUUGGUAACCAUAUUGAUAAUGGAGGUAACCUUUUACGCCAUAUCUUUAUACUACUCUUAUUUAUAGUUUAUACCUGUUAAAUGUCACUUUCAUACCGUUUAUUAUUUUUUCAUGUAAUAACAUGUUCUUAAGCUAGUUUCUUUUUCGGUGAAUGCCGUUGUAUUUCUAUAUGCUUGUCCCAGUUGAAUCAAUACCGAGAUUCACUCCAGUGCAAUAUGGCUAUUGGGAAAUCUGUUCUCUGUUCUUCGAUUUGUUCGUAACAGUUUAGGAUGAUCAUGUGUUUUGAAAUGUUUUUGAAAUAUAAGUAGUAACACCAAAAAAAAAGCCCCUAAAAUACCGAAAAAAGAUUACUAGUUAUAUUUCAAUUAUAACAUAUCCUUGUGGCAAGUUUCAGCAAUUAAAAAAAAAUCUGCAAAAAAAAAAUGCUUGAAAAAUGUUGCUGUUCUUGUCUUUAGGAGUAUGUGUUAGUGAUAUUUUACCAACAUUCUCAUCUUUAUAAAUAGAUCUUGUUGUCCAAAUUGUUCUGUAUGAAACUGGAACCAAAAAAAUGCAAAAAAAAAAAAAAACCCAUAAAUAUCCAGUUGUGUACAGAACUUUUUAAAAUUCAUAAAUUUUAUUUAGAGAGUUAAAAACAAGUAUUUUUCAUGCUUUUUUUUUUUUUCUGAGAAAAAAUCUUUAAGAAUGAUGAUUAUAUGUUAUUGCAUGAAAUGUUUUAUAUGUGAAAUUGUGUUUUAACACCGGUUGAAAUUAUCCAAAGAUAACUGGAAAAAAAAUGAGUAAUGCCCACAAAUUCAGUGUUUGGCGGUAAUUGUCCAGACAGAUGUAUUUAAUGUCUGUAUUUUUAAAUGGUUUUUGCUCAGGCUUUAAUGAGGCACUAGUCUGUUCUUGAUAGUUAUGUUUGUGUUGAUCAUUUGUCUUUCCAUGUGAUUGGUACGGUACUACAAACCUGUUCAGUGCUAUUUUUAGAAAGGAUAAGAGGGCCACCAGUUAGUUCCAAAUAAACAGUACUUUGUUGCAAAAAGUACUGCUCACUUUAUAUAUUUGCUAAACUAUUACAUUGAUUUAAAAUUAACUUGCUCCAUUUAUUACUAUUAUGUCUCAUACUUUUAUGUUAUAUGUAAACUUUAAUAUAUGUAUAUUAUGUUCAAUGUUCCAUUUCUUUUUCCAAGUCAGAUGUUAUUGUGUUAUUGCUCUAUUACUGCUGUGUGUACUUUUUUUUUGUCACCUACCUAGAUUAAGUAUCAAAUACUAAACCGGCCAUGUUGUUGUUAAAGAACUACUUAUUUCAUGACUGUAUACCUGUGCUUCGGGGCACAAGACUGUACGUAAUGGCGAUAAAAUUCCAUAUUGUGUAUGUCGGAGAUAUGGCAUUAUAUCAAAACUUUAGCUGCGUGUAUCUGUGUUCAAUUAAGGUGUUGGAGAGAAAAGCCUUGUAGUUUUUUUGUAAAUAGUAACUUAAGUAUUGAAUCAUAAUAUAUUCUAGUUUUAUGUCACAGAACAGUAUAGCUGGCAGAGAAAUAUUUUUACUUGGCAACAAAAGUUCAAAUUUCCUAGUUCUAAUAAGCAGCACGAAAUCUUUCAUAAUUUUCCUUUAUGAUAAAGUCACUGUAGCAGACAUGAUUGUUACUGUGGCAAAUCCGAUUUAUAUAAUAAAGGGCAUGCAUUUUGGAGAUCUAAACAUACAAGGCAUAAAUACUGUAUCCAAAUAAUUAGUAAAUCACAUAGCUAGGUAUUUAUCAACCAUGUAUUUACUUUUCAUGUGAAAUUUAUGUGAUAUGUAGAUAAAAUUGUACAUUGUUGUCUUGAAGAAGUCACUGAGAAAUACUGUUUGCAUAUUGACUUGUCAGACUGAAUUGUAUGAUUGUUUGAUUAGUAUAAACUGGUGCAAGGUUGACUUUAGAGACAUAAAUGCAUUUGUUUUAAAUACACAUUAUUUAAUUUUCUUACAGUGCCAUUUAAGUUCUGCUUUCAAAAGUUGUAUUUGGGCAGUGAAAUAUAAGACAGAAACAUAUUACAGAUUGGAAUGGCAAGUAUAUGAAAAGUAGUCAACCCCACACAAUUUCGACUGUUUGUAAUGUAAGCAGAUCAGUAGAUCAUGGAUCAACAGGAUUUCUUUCUCAUACCUCGAAGGAAAAUUUUAACAAUUUUUUGUAAAGUUUGAGUUCUAUGCUUCAUUGUCCGAAUACAUUUAGAUAUUUAUACAUAAAGAAAACUGCAUUACAUGAACCUGAAAAUUUUACCAAAAGUUUUUAUGAGCAGUAAAACUACAAAAAUAAAACAGGGUUAAGAAAUGCGAUUUAGUGCUGCCAGAAUACUCAUAUCAGGUAUUAGUGUCUUCAUGCAUUAGUCAAAACUGUGCAUAAUUGCAAUGAUUACAUCAGAAUUUUUACAUUGGAUAGUUAUAAUGUUGUAUUGUCAUGUUUAUGAUUCCUUACUAAGUAUUACUGAUUUGUUAAUAUUGGAAAUUUGUUUCCAAAUUCGGUUUUUGAAGUGCUAACAGAUGAACUUGUAUUUAACCUUUGGAGAGAUUUUUAAAAAUGCCAGAUAUUCAUGUGCUUGUGUCUUAAAAGUAUGUUCAGGUUCUUUUUUUUUUUUUUUUUGCUUGAGAAGUGUGAGUAGACUGCUAUUGUUCCAUACAUGUACUCCUACAUUGGAGAUCAAGUUCUGCAAUAAAUAUUUUCCGGUACAGUGUAAAUUUGAAAUUAUGCUUGAAAAUCGAAGCCGAAUGCCAAAACUAACAAAACCUCAAAAGAUCUGAUAUAUUUGAUAAAACAGCUGUUUAUACCUUAGAAAAAAUAUGAAUAUUGUUUUUUUUUUAUAUAAUUCUCGAGGUUAGGAGAACACAAUUAUAAAUGCUAGUCCUCUUUUUCUGUUAUAUGUGCUAUAUUGACUGUUUAGAAUUUGUAUUAAUGAGCGUUUAAGCUGUACAUCAAAACAUGGGCCUUACAUUGUACACAAACCUUUUAAACCAUAUGUUGCUCUCGACUUUGUGAGCCAUAAAAAAUGUGUGCAUCAAAAAAACAUAGGCCUUAAGUUACACAAAUUACUUAAACCAGAGAUUUCAUCAGUUAUAAACAUGACCCCAUCUUUAUAUUUAUGCCAUAAGUUUUUCUUUUUCAUUCUCUUUUCACACCAUCUAGCCAAAGCUGAAUAAUUCAUGCUAUUUAUAAUUCCAUUUUUUUUUGAAUAUAUGUCAAAUGAUAAUUUGUGAUAUUUGUUGUUUAAUGAUUAUCAAACUUUUGGUGCUCAGAAAUAUGUAAAUUUCUGGCAUGAUCCAUGCAAUAUUGCGAUACCAGACUAUUAUAGUAUGAUAUUAUACCGUAGUAAAAAAGUCAAUAAAAACAGAAUCUCUGUGUUACCAAAUCUCUAGAUUACAUCGUCAGUUUUGAAAGUCAUUUUUUACUGCAAAAUAGCUUGAAAUUAAAUAACUUAAAAGAAGACUUUCCUUCAGUUAGAAUGUUAAGAUAAAGUAAAAUUCUUCGACCGUUACACCACAAGCUAUUCAAAAAUGAAAGAAAAAAGUAAAGUAAAAAAAAAAAAAAAAAAAAAAAAAGGAGAGACGGUAACAUUUUUGAAAUAAGUUUUACUUCACAGUUUAAAGAGACUUUUAAGAGUGUCGACAGAGGUUGGAGCUCACUGUAUUAUAUUUAUAUUUUAAAAAGACGGAGGGAUAUUGAAUCCAAUGGCAUAAUGGCAACUGUUUUAACUAUAUUUUUGCCUGUGUAGGGGCUACCAGCAUAUACUGCAGCAUGUAUUGUCUGUGAUUAAUAGCGCAUUUGUAUUAUCAAAUCCAGUUUCCAUUUAUUUUUGUGUGUGUAGUUAUAAAAAACUAUUGUUUGAAGCCGUGCAAGAAACAAUCUAUACUGCAGGUUAUUUAUUUAAGCAUUCAUCGAGAUUUGUUCGCCUGUCUGAUUGUGAUGAUUAUAAUUCCAUGUGUUCAUAUUGAUAUAAUAGCUGUGCUCCUGGUCUUAUUAUGUGUGAGAUUUUGAAAAUUUUAAUUUUUGUAUGUAUAACCCAUUCAAUAUUCAGUGAAUUGCUUACCAACUUUGUGUCGUAUCUUGAAAUACAGCAUUUUUUUCAUGUAUUGAACCUUGUUACUUGCCAUAUGCAGGGGCAAUACAUUUGUGAUAUUUAUAUAUAUUAUGUAUGAUUAUAAGUCUUAACCUCAAGCUUGAAUGAGCGAAAUCUGCAAUCCUGUUGUAAAAACUUAAAAUUGUAUCUAUACAAGAAAACAGCAUGUUUAUGUUAUUUAUAUAAGGCAGGAUACUGGUGUUCUAGAAAAUCGGAAUUCUAAUUAGGUGGCAAAGUUUUCAGGUGUUGCUGUGUCUCCGUAUUUGGCAAUAGUGUGAUUUUGUAAAGUGUGCUUUAAAAGGAUGGCUGUGUUUCUUGUAUACAUACAAUUAGAAAGUUUUGUUGUUACAGUAGUAUUAAGUGCAAUGAAUUCCAAAUGCUGAGCUUGUGUUCAUACCAAUGCAUUUUGUGCCAUUUCCUCUGGACUAGCACGAUGGGGGAGUCUCAGUUUAUACAGUACUGCUAUGAAAAACUGAGGCAAAUGAUCCUGUCGUGUGAAUUUGAUGUGCCUUGUAUCUAAGACAAAGAAUGAACAGUAACUGAAAGUCUAAAAUAACAACCAAAAAAAUGCAAAUUUGUUAACUAUAUACUGCUGUUUAAAUUUCUUGUUGGCAGGGGACCAUUUAAUAAGAAGUGUGUCCGAAAGCAGAUACAGCUGAAAAACUGCUUACAGCUUCAGUUAAAUAAAAAUUCAGGUGUUGACUCACUGCUUUCUUUGUAUAGUAUUGAAAGUAUUAAAUACUUAUUGUUUUUAGUAUAUUGUACAAAAAGAUUUUUAUGUUGAACUAUUUCAUCAGAUUAAAAUGUAUAGAGUGGCUGCAGAUUUUGCUCAUUUUUGAGCGGAGGUAUUGAAAUUACUCUAUGUCAAAUCUUGUCAUAAUAUAGUGAAUAGUUGACUAGCAACUUGUUCAUAGUUGAUUGAUGGGGAUAAGUUGUGGAUUUCACAACGGUAUUGGUUCAUGUACAGUUUCUCAGUCUAGUGAUUAAUAUAUUUUGUGUUGUCAAAUAUUAUUAUUAUUAUUAAUUAUUAUUAUGUGAAACAUUCUCAUUUAGUAUGAAGAUUAAUGAAUUUGUGAUGCAUUAUUAAAUGUUUUAUAGUCUGGUCUUGCAAUGCAGUAAGAAACUGGUAGCAUAAAAGCCAUUUCUAGGAAUAUGUCUUUAUCACAGUUUUAUACAUUUUAUAUGAACUACGCUUUUUUUUUGUGUGUAAAUUUAUAAAUCUGCAGGCUAAUCAUUGUUAUGAAUGGUGAUGGUUUUAACUUGUUUCAUUAUUUUAACAAGUUUGGGUUGUUGAGAUUUUUGUAUUGAGACAAUGCCUGUCUUUUACUUUUUGUAAGCAACAAAAAGGUUCAGUUUUAAGGGUAAGUGAGUAAGCCUAGUGUGGGAGAAAAAAAAUGUGUAAAAUUCUCUGGUUUCGUACUGCAUUGCAAGUUACCUGAACGCUAGUGUAUCAUGCAAACUGUGAUUAAACAAACCUUCGACUGGACUGUGCUACACUCAGCUAUUCUAAUCAAACGAAAGAUUUGUAACCACAGAUAUUUGUUCGGAGUGUUUGAAGUUCAUACAUUACUUCCAAGAGUUUACCAUCCUACAGCACUAACCAGCUGCAUUUACUGCAGGAACAAUAUCAGGGUAAUAGUAUAUUUUGCACAGAAGGGAAAUUUUGUGGUUUAUAGCGGCAGAAAUACUUGAAUAUCACAGCUUGGUAAAUAUUUAUCUUGGAAACACAGAAAAUUGGCAGAUAAUUUAUAAGAAAUUCCAUUCAGAGAAAUAACAUUUAUAUUGGAGGCGCACCUUGGCAGUUUACUACCUUUUCAAAAUGAGACAAUCUUAAAUUUAGAAGACAAAAAAAUUUGAAACCUUUACAUACUGAAUAUGAAAAACAGCAUAAAGUUUUUUCGGGGAGAAAGAGUGUAGUGGUUAGUGCUGAAGGAAAGUUGACUUGUGUACACAACUGAAGUGAUAGAUGUAUAGAUUUGAUAUUGUUAACAACAGAUAGAGAUUUGUUCUGUUAGCCAAACAUAUUUUUCUUCAGUUUUUAACAUUCCUUCAAUAUAUCUUCAUAGAUUGUUGUUUUGUUAUCAUAAAAUAGUCUUACACAGUUUGUGUAUUCAUAGUACUGUUUAGUUUUGAAUUUUUAUUUUCUGACAGCAUAUCAGUUUUUGAUACAUAAGACACUAUGUAUGAACGAUGAAGAGUUGUGGAUUUUAUAUUACAAAGGUUUCUGUACAAUCUUCUAGAUGUAUUGAAGUAAAUGAUUUCAUUCAUGGAUUGGGCAGAAAAGAGUAGGAAUUUGGGCAGCAAUUUGAUCCGUUGUGUUAAAUAAGUGAUACAGAAGUAGGACAUGACAUGUAUAUUGUGCUCGUAGAAUCGCUUUGGACUUGUAUUAUGAAUAAAUCUUUACCUCAUCAA